Messenger RNA from Anoplophora glabripennis (Asian longhorned beetle), 4061 nucleotides. RefSeq lists its product as uncharacterized. NCBI's taxonomy places the organism in Eukaryota, Metazoa, Arthropoda, Insecta, Coleoptera, Cerambycidae. The record is from RefSeq and is a predicted model, not a curated record. The coding region runs from base 160 to 1086 and encodes 308 amino acids. The transcript is spliced from 6 exons.
GCAGUGUUAACUUAGCACCUUUGUACUUGCACUAGUAUUCAAAUUUUCCGACAAUGAUUUUUAUUUAAUUGUUGCACUUUUUAUAAUACAUAUACAUAGCACAAGUAGUUUUAUAUAAUCUUCUUCGAGCCGAUAGCUUCAAGGGUCCCACUUAGCAAGAUGAUUUGUAGUUCAACAAUACUGAGGCUAACCGCAUGGCUGGUAUUCAACGAGAUAUCUGCUCUGGCUCUGGCUCUCCCUAGAACCAAGGACUACCGGGGGACGGGGGAAGUAGUGUCUAGUAAAAAUGGAGUGGCAACAGAACCGACGUGCGAGGAGCUCAAAGCGAUGUGGAGAUUCUCCAAACGUCAAUCAAGGGCCGCUGAAAUUACCAACGAAAUCCCCAUGUACAGGGACCCUUUCGCCGAUAAUGUGUGGGAGCCGUACUACGCCACUUCUAGAAGCAUCGGAGGGAUGCGGAUGGGCAGAUAUCGGAGCAAGCCGAUAUACGGACGGGUAGUACACAACCCUCCUUAUCUGCGUAUACAGGACCCCGCAGAAAGGCACAAGGCAUUCGAGGAAGUCGCCAGACUGUACGGCAUGCCCAGACAAAACGAGCCUAGAAGAAGACUGACUACAUUCCGAUUGCCCGGGGGUGGACAUCUUCCGACACUCGGUAUCCCGCCCCAACAGGGAAGUUUCCAACAUCUUAAGGAGCUAAUUAAGACCGAGCGGGCGCGCGAACUUCAACAACAAAGAGUGGCAGAGGAGGCAGCAGCUAGGGCGGCGGCCCUCAAAGAUUUGUCAAGAAACGAGAAUCACAGGAACCAGGCCGGCAUCUACGAGCAUUACGACUUUGAUUCCGAAGAAGACGACAUGGGAAGCAGUUAUAUGGGUAACGGAGGUAGCAGCAACGGAGGUGGGGGAGUCAUAUCAUUUCCAGACUUAUUGGCCCCAGCUGCGCGUCCUCAGGGACAAAACCCCGGAAUAGCCAGGUUUGUUCCGGACUAUUCUUAUACGAGAAGCGGGAUACGAACCAGGACACACGCUCCUACACUUUUUGAUGCCUCUUCGUUUAAUAAUGGUUACAAUGGUUACAUACUAUAGAAGAUGACGCCGAAAUAUAGUAGAGAAUAGUUAGGUGUUGUUAUGUCCACCUUCCGCACUUAUUAGAUGUUUCCUACAAACAAACACUCCCUCUGUGCUUUUUAGAACUCUACUAUACUAUACUAUAUAUAUAUAUAUAUCCCAAAGAACACUCUGUUAAUUGUACUAUAACUGUAUCUAUAUCUAGUUAUAACUGGUGACUGAAAAAUGCAAUUCUAAAGUCUGGUCUAUAGUUGGAUGCACUUUUAGAAGGGUAACAAUAUACUUUGUGUAUGCAUUAGUGACGUUAUUUGUAGAACUGGAAAGGGUGUUAGGAAAAAAGAUCAAUUGGAUUGUUAUAGUGACGUGAUGCAUCAAAGGUAUAUGUUAUUUGUCAAUUUGUGUCCUAUUUUUAGAUUUUAAUAAGCAUUGAGUAAAAUAAUAUCGCCUUAGAUUUUUCAUCUCGACAGUAUUUUUACGACGAUAAUUUUAUUUCGAUUUAGUUUAGAUAAUAUCAGAUGAGUUCGUCAGAAUAUUCAACAACUCUAGCGAGAAAAUCUAUUUUAGUAUAAAACUUAGAAUUACAAAGACGUGAAACAUUUAUAUACUUGGAUUUCCAAGACAUAGCGGUUUUACUCGUGAAAAAUCAAUAGGUUGAGUGUAGGUAAUGCUUUGCUCUUACAAGGCCCCACUUGUAUUUCCACCUUCUUUCUAACUCAAACUAAAAAUUUCUAAUUCCGUGUCAAAAGUGAUGAAUCAGUUCGAUACACUCAACAAGAUCAAGGAACAAACCGUGUUUUUUUAAACUCCAACGUCUGUUUUCAUUGACUGAGUACUGAUAACCUACAGUGAUCGAAACGACAUUCGAAAUGCACAAGUCCGGUUUUGGAACCACGACGAAGAUGGAAAAUCUAAAGCAGCAAGCUUCUUUCUUAAGUGUAGCUUAAUUCGUAUGUAUAAUAUAAAUUUAAGUUCUGCAUCUAUGAUUGUACGCACCUAGACACAUAUCGUGCACAAAAAGAAUAUCACUUAUGUAUACAUAUCUUAGGAUCUGUAACGGACCAAAAUUUUGUACGUAUACAUAUGUGGAUGGUGAUGUAGGAUAAAGAAAAAGACGUUGCCGUGUAGAGUAAACCAAUGUUUUCUGCCAUCAGAAUGGGCUGGAUUUUGCUGGUUCCCUACACGUACCGAUGGGCAAGAAUGAUGUGACAUGAAACACUAUCACUCGUUUGAUCUGGUACACUUUGCAUAGUCCAUUUUCACUACCAAUCAAUUUUAUAUGACCUCAAAGGAUAUAACAGUUAAAAAAAUGCCAUUGCUGUAGUUUUACAAAAGUGUACCAGUUCAGGUGUCAUUGGCUUGUACAUACUCGUAUAAGGUGGUGCAGACAGGAAUAAAUAUGGAAAUGGGAUGAACAAUGGUUUUCUCUACAAUGAAAGGUCUUCCCGGAUGAAUUGUUUGAAAUAAAGUAUAUAUAAAUCAUGUAAACGUACUUAAUUAUAAAUAUAAAGUAGGUAUGGCGCAAUCGAAAUAUUUAGAACUAUAAUAUUAAUGUAAAAACCGAGUCUUCCUACAUAGUAAAGUAUGCCUAAAGGUUUAGAAAGUCAACAAUCCGCACUUCGUCGAAUGUUUUAUAUUUAUUUAUCACAAUUGGAACUUAACACUUAACCUAGUCGAGAGUUACAAAUAUAUAGUACAAGAAGUGUAAAUAAUACAAAUUAAUAUAUAUACCUAAUUAAUUAUAUUUUUUAGACAAAAUAUUAUCCUAAUCUUGGAAUGGUAUAAAUUAAUUGAUGUGAUGAUCCGACAAUAAUGUCAACGAUUUGCUCUUAUACCUUCUAAAUUUUAUUCUGACACGCGUUCUGUUCCAAACACAAAACCACUUUACGAAGGAUCCAGCCAUGGGUAGAAGCGGCUAAACAUGCAGAAUUACAGCGUUAAGUACAGCUACAGCUAGUAAUCCACUGAGAAAAUAUAUUUUUUUUACACAUACAUACACCACAUGAAUCGACGACGGCAUACAUUUCUGUCUCGCAGUCUCUAUCUCUCUUAUCCACCCUGGUUUAACGCCCACACAAUUCCCUUCACAAUGUACAAGUUCCGAAACUAUUUCUUGCACAAUUCCUCAUUUGUCCAAAAGGCGUACGGUCUGAAUCGAAUGAAGGGUAAAACCGUUUAUUUUCCAAAGGAUUUGGUCAAAGAACCCUAAUUUUAUUAUUAUCGAAAACUCCAAUCAGUCUCGAUCAAAAUUUUAACUAAAUUUUAACAUUGCUCAAAUACACGAAAACAAAAAAAAAUCUAAACCAAUUAUCUUGGUAAACAACAUCUAGUGUGUUUUUAAAAUUUCAAAUUUCGCGCGCUACAAUGCAUUAUAAUGGCUAUUGGCCAUCGAGACAAUCGAAAGGCUAGAGAAAAAUGCAAAUGUAUCUGGAGGUAAUGUAAGUGUCAUUUUUUUGUCCACACAUGUUUACACAAAUGUUGUACACACAUAAAUGUAUUGAUGUAACACGCUGUAAUGUACUGUGUGAAAUAAAUGUUCACCUUCUUCAUGUGUUAUUCCAAAAUCCCCAAUGCUGGUCUGGAAUGCAGUGUUUGUCAAUGACAAUAAAACUUCGUCAAUUUCAUUUAAUAACUAAAAUGUAUUUACAUAAGCCAAAUUGAUAGGGCCCAAUAUUGGCUGGUGUAAGUAAUCUAGAUAAAAGUAAUGAUAGAGGCAUUAUCUAAUAUUCAUGUAUUUUCAUAAAUAUUUCCACUAUUCGCAUGCUAAAUCUUAUAUAGGUAAAUCUAAUCAUACCUAUCACAUAUCUUUCUGUACUUUACCCUUAAGCACACAUACAUGUCUCUGUGAUGUAUAUGAAAUUUACUGACAAUAUAUCACUGUAUGGAAUGUUCAAUUAUCAACCCGUAGUCAAAAUUAUUUUAUAUGUAAUAUAUUUCUAUGUACCUAUACUUAUUGUUAACUAAAUAAAUUAUAUUAAAUUGGCGAGCAUCACAAA